Penicillium bovifimosum is the source of this 1482-nucleotide messenger RNA. RefSeq names its product fungal specific transcription factor domain-containing protein. The record is from RefSeq and is a predicted model, not a curated record. Lineage: Eukaryota; Fungi; Ascomycota; Eurotiomycetes; Eurotiales; Aspergillaceae. The transcript has a single exon. Bases 1 to 1482 code for a protein of 493 amino acids. Gene Ontology annotation, biological process: DNA-templated transcription. Gene Ontology annotation, molecular function: DNA binding; zinc ion binding.
AUGAUUCCAGAAAAUUCUCCUGUACAACAGACAGUGGGGUCGACAAGCAAACCUUCGCUCUCAGACGAGCGCUUACCUCGGCUGUACUAUGAAAACUUCCAUGUCGCCCAUCCGAUCUUGGUGCCCAGCUCCUUGUAUCAUGACCGCAACUACCCUCAUUUUCUACAGCUAGCAGUGCACUUUGUGGGGUCCCAUUAUGUUGCGUCCAUUCCGAGUCAGCCGUACAAGGAUCAAGUCCUUGCUGAGCUGAAGACCAGCCCUGACCGGUCGGUUUCCAUGGUCCAGGCAUGGCUCCUCUAUUCCAUUGCUUUGUACGCCCGGGAUGAAUGGACAGAGGCGCAAGAUGCCCUUUCUCACGGCAUCGAUAUUGCCUUGGAGCUUGGGAUGAACCGUUGGUCAUUCUCUUCAACCGCAAACGCCGAAACCUCCAUUGAGGCCGAGAGCAUAAGGCGAACGUGGUGGGAACUCUAUGUCACCGAUAUCUUCAUGGCCGUUCCACUCAAGACAACGACAUUCCGAUGUAGCACUGUGCCCCCGGAGGUGGCAUUGCCGUGCGAAGAGUCAACAUAUAACAUUGGGUGUGAUGUUCCGAAACCACGGAAUAUCCUCGAGUUCAAGCGUAGGAUCCUGGCUGCAGAAGAUACGAUCUUUUCAUCCUUCAGCUACCGCAUCGAGGCCACGACAAUAUUGUGCCGGGUUCUUGUCCUGAAUCGACUGCGUGACUGCCACCGCGAUCAUCUCCAGGCUGUCGAAAAUGCUCUCGUGAGCUGGAUCAACCACCUCCCGCCCAAAAAGCUCGACAUCGUCGAUUCGUACGGUAAUGUCGACGAAAUGAUGUUCCAAGCACACUUGACGAUAGCCUACGCCGCCAUGCUCCUACACCUACCCCGCAGCGACCUCCCAACAGUCCUUUCCCAGUCUCAGCCAGAUGAUCGCUUCUGGCCCGGCCUGACAGGGCAACUCUCCUCAACAUUCACACGUCUCGUCCACAGCAUUAAAGCAACAGAGGCCUCACGACGGAUCUCGGAUGCCAUAUCCGUCUGCCCGAACGUCUCAAAACACACCCCCUUCAUCAUCCCCGCCUUGACCCUCUGCGGCCUCAUCCAACUCGCCACAUCGACCAGUCAUUCCGAGGAAUGCUUUGAUCAUCACUGCAACCGCGUGACACUCAUUCUGGGCUGUCUCAAGAGCACCCAGCGAACAUGGAAACUGGCCGAGUCGCUAUACCAUGGUCUGCGAUCCUCUGCAGCAGACGUCUUGUCAGAUUCAAUGGCGAAAUGGAACGCAGAGCCAUUCCAGCGCUCCACUCCUGCAGCCACGACGCCUAAUGAUCAAGAACGACCCGGCUCGGGUGCGAAUCAAGCGCCUAGCAUGCCAGACGGACAUGAUUUCAUGCCGCCGGAGUUUUGCCCGGCUUUCAUCGAUCCGACGUGUUACAAUACUUCGUUUUUCAGCGCUAUUCCUGACUUUGAUAUCAAUUAA